Syngnathoides biaculeatus (alligator pipefish) is the source of this 1195-nucleotide messenger RNA. RefSeq names its product alkB homolog 2, alpha-ketoglutarate dependent dioxygenase (gene alkbh2). Gene Ontology annotation, biological process: DNA repair. The transcript is spliced from 4 exons. The record is from RefSeq and is a predicted model, not a curated record. Lineage: Eukaryota; Metazoa; Chordata; Actinopteri; Syngnathiformes; Syngnathidae. The coding region runs from base 93 to 935 and encodes 280 amino acids.
GCGCGAUCAGGUCCAGCUGCUCCUGAGACAGAGGAGCCGACCGGGAAACGGAGGGCUCCGGUUCGAGCUCCGAGGACUUGCGCUUGUUCUGCAUGGUUGGGGGGAAUCGUGCGAAACGCAAAGCGGAUGGUGUAAAUAUUCUUCAAAUAAGUGCAAUGGAGAAGUUUGCGCAUAAAUGUACAUGCACCGAUGACGCUGAAAUAAGACCACUGAAGAAGUUGAAACGAGGGGAAGAAAAUGUCCAGGAAGAGUUAGCAGAUGCUGAGGAUGAGGAAUUUUCUGAUCCUGUCCCUUGGCGAAAAAUAGAAUCCGAAAAUCUCGACUGCGACUACGCUUUGCUCUUCACCAAGGAGGAAGCUGACCGACUUUUCCAAAAGCUGGAGGAGGAGGUGAUCUACUCCACAGGGGAAGAAGCAAAAGUGCAGGUGUUCGGAAAGGUGUACGACAUCCCCAGGAAACAGGCAACGUACGGCGAGAGAGGACUGACGUACACUUAUUCCGGAGUGACGCGUCUGGCCUGCCCGUGGACGCCCACCUUGGAAUACAUUCGCCGUUCUGUCGGCAAAAUAACGGGACACACGUUCAAUUUUGUCCUGGUCAACAGGUACAAAGACGGCCAGGACCACAUGGGUGAGCACCGGGAUGACGAGAAGGAGCUCGACCCCCUGUCGCCCAUCGCCUCGGUCUCGCUCGGCGCCGCGCGGGAUUUCGUUUUCCGCCACCGGGACGCGCGAGGGAAACGGAGUGCUCGGCGCGUCGAGCCCGUCAAGCUGGUGCUGGCCCACGGGAGUCUGCUCCUCAUGAACCCGCCCACCAACACCUUCUGGUACCACAGCCUCCCCGUUCGAAAGAAAGUCCUUCUGCCUCGCGUCAACCUCACGUUUCGACGCAUCCUGUCCACCGGCAACGCCACGUCCUUGACAUCUACUUAUUAAUUUCAGUUUUGGGUCACUUGUACCGGCACAAUUGCCGUAUCCUUCAAUUAAAGCACAGGUGUCAAACACUAAGGCUUGACGCCUGUCCUAAUGCUCACGACAGAACAUCCUCCAUCUUUCAUUGGAGGUCGUGUUCAUGUCAACACUCGCAGAAGUCUGAUUGAGUGACAGAAAUCUCACAAAUAUCACAAAUUUGAAAUGUAAAGUGAUCACAUCUUCAACAGUUGCUGCAAUUCGCUGUCUAAAAUUCACUGUCAGGG